CAAAGGAUGAACGGUUUGGUGGCAUUGGUUCUGUGUCUUUUGCCUUUGACCUUGGCUGUACCCCCUGUAUGGAACAAAAAUGGAACAUGUGGAAAGAGCAAGUACCCCGAUGCAGGGGACUACUUCCUACCAUCACCAUCCAUCGUUGGAGGCAUCGAAGCCAGACCGAAUGAGUUUCCAUGGCAGGUAAGUCUGCAGUCAAAAUCCGGUUUUCAUUACUGUGGAGGUAGCGUCAUUAAUUCAAAAUGGGUCCUCACAGCUGCUCACUGCGUCGUUGGCAAAUUCCCAGCAGGCAAUGUUGUGGUUGCUGGUCUCCAUAAGAAAAUUUCAGAACCCAACGCUCCAACUGUCAAGAGCUAUGAAAUCGAAAAGUACGUUAUCCACGAAAAAUACACUUCCGUCGUUACAGGAUCCGAUAUCGCCCUCAUAAAAAUCAAAGGCGAAAUGAAGUUGGAUACCAACGUUGGUGCAGUGUGUGCUCCCGAAGGUAUGGACCAAUAUGCUCAUCUUAAGACUGCAGUAUCUGGAUGGGGAUCCUUAGCUCCAGGAAGUUCGGCAAAAGUUGACGGUUUGAGAUAUACAACAGUCAACAUAACCACGAACGUAUAUUGUAGCGAAAAGUACCCCCAGUACAAGAUCACACCCGACAUGAUUUGUGCCUCUGACAACAGAAACAGUGCUGAGCGCGAUUCGUGCCAGGGUGAUUCUGGAGGUCCCUUGGUGAGAAAAGAAAGAGAUGGAACGUUCAGACUGGUAGGUGUUGUUUCAUGGGGCAUCGGGUGUGCCAGCAAAUAUCCAGGAGUGUACGCAAGGGUCACCUACUUUGAGGACUGGAUCUUGAAGAACAUGAAUUAAGAAUUUAUAUCUUAAAGAAAUAUAUUUUUGGUCAUAAAUGAUGUUUUAAUCUAAUGAUAAUUUAUAAUGAUGAUUUAUAAUGUUUGAUUGACUAUAAUAGAAUACUAACUUUUAAUAAGUUAACAAUUAUUUUAUAAAAGAAUAAAUUAAUCCCAACUACGCUU
This is a messenger RNA of Helobdella robusta, 1019 nucleotides long. RefSeq lists its product as hypothetical. Gene Ontology annotation, molecular function: serine-type endopeptidase activity. The transcript is spliced from 8 exons. Gene Ontology annotation, biological process: proteolysis. Bases 7 to 855 code for a protein of 282 amino acids. The record is from RefSeq and is a predicted model, not a curated record. Lineage: Eukaryota; Metazoa; Annelida; Clitellata; Rhynchobdellida; Glossiphoniidae.